Molecule: messenger RNA, 1489 nt
Organism: Colossoma macropomum (tambaqui)
Lineage: Eukaryota; Metazoa; Chordata; Actinopteri; Characiformes; Serrasalmidae
Gene: mindy4b
Product: MINDY family member 4B
Exons: 13
Coding region: 83-1489 (468 amino acids)
Biological process (GO): protein K48-linked deubiquitination
Molecular function (GO): cysteine-type deubiquitinase activity; K48-linked deubiquitinase activity
Source: RefSeq, a predicted model, not a curated record
AUUUAGAGAAAAGUCAUCUGAGCUUCCAUAACUUCUAACUAACUUCUGCACCAGUCUCACUACAUGAAAAGGAAAAUACAAGAUGGAAGGCAGCCUUCAGAGUGCUACACAAGUCAACACGGAGCUGGACGACAUCCUCAGCCAAAUAGCAGAGCUUGAUAAAUGGAGAGAAAUUUUCAACACACAAGGGUUGGAAUUACAAGGCUGUUUUGCCAAGAGAGCACCUGAAAGGAUUAAAGCUGAGGAAGAGACUGAGGAUGUUUCUAGGUCUUCAACCUCAGCCCAGACACCCACAGGCUACGUUAACCCGCUGAUGGUGCCUUACUCCAUCCCCCACUCUCUUGUUGUCUCCCCGAGUCUGGGUGGGCACCCUGUGUCGCCUGAACUCGCCAUGAGUCUGAGAAAGAUCUUGUUUGGAAACACGUUCCACAUCUUCAACUAUGAGUGGAAGAAAUCUUUCUUCAAGUUCCGGGAGCCCCACUCAAAUCUGUCUUACGCUCUGGAGGCAGAAAGAGGGGGAGCCCGUGCUGUACAGAUGGCAGUUCAGGCUCACAUUAUCAAAUACCUGCUCUUCACACGGCCAGUAGACUCAGAGUGCUGCACGAUGGAAAGUUUGGGGGAGGUGGGGGAGAAGGAGCAGGAGAGGGCAUUGGCCACUGCUUUGGCUGACAUUUUGUGGACAGCUGGUGAGGAGCGUACUGCCACCGUCUCCUUGGUUACACCUGAGCGCUGUUUUACCCCCCACCUGGACUACAAACUGGACAACUUCACAGAGAAGUUGCAACUUUUUACCUUCAAAAAGAAGGAAGAUACAAGGAAAUUCAUUUAUGAACAUAUUCAGUGUUUCAAUGAGGAAGGAAGCCAUGGGGUCAUUCUCUUUCUGUAUAGCUUGAUCUUCUCCAGGUCCAUCGUUAGGUUACAAGAAGACCUGGAUUUCACCACUACUCAUCUCUUACACUUGGGUUUGGGCAACUUUGGUUGUCGCCAGGCUCUUUUGAACCUUCUGUUGACUGGUCGUGCCAGUCCUAAUGUCUUCAAUGGGACGUUGUUAUAUGAUGAAGAUGGCAGCCCAUUAGCACAACCUCUUCAUGGAGUUUUGGCCCGCAGUGACGUGGGAUACCUGCACUGGAGCCGAGAGCAGGCAGAACAUGCAAAGCUUCCUACGGUAGGAAGUAUGCUAAAGACCCCCAAACUGCCGAUUUGGGUUUGCAACAUCAAUGGCACCUACAGCGUUCUGUUUAGUCCCACCCGAUCUCUGCUCUCUGAUUGGAAAAUGGAGCAUCUCUUCCACCUCUACUUUUACAAUGGCCAACCAACUCAAUGCAGUACUGCAAUGCUCACAAUAGACACACACUCCCACCACUGGGAGGCUGGAAGUGGAGACAAUCAAGGAGAUCUAGAAAGGAGGUUCCCCUCACUGGAGAUGACCAUCAGGACCAAAUGGGAGGGAGCUGCAAUUGACUGGAAUGGCACAGUACCAUAUUUCUGA